This is a messenger RNA of Ostrinia furnacalis (Asian corn borer), 1148 nucleotides long. RefSeq lists its product as uncharacterized. The record is from RefSeq and is a predicted model, not a curated record. The transcript is spliced from 4 exons. The coding region runs from base 46 to 570 and encodes 174 amino acids. Gene Ontology annotation, cellular component: membrane. NCBI's taxonomy places the organism in Eukaryota, Metazoa, Arthropoda, Insecta, Lepidoptera, Crambidae.
CAAGACUGGGAGGUCGUCCUUAGUUUGGAAGACUUUUUAUUGAAAAUGAGAGUGUUUGUGUUUUUGAUUGUUGCCGUCGUGGCCUGCAGUGCUGCUCCUGGUAUAGAAGACGAUGGGAGGAUAGAGCUGUUCUCUGGAGUGGCUAUUGAGAAGGACGCGACUGGAGAAGAACAACUGAAAGUCAAAUUCGAACCCGGAGAACUGAAGGAUGCUGCCAGGACAUUCGCAGAAGCUCGAGGUAAAAUCAAGAAAUACACGCCUCUGCUCACCGGGAUCGGCGUCAAAGUGAUCGCUGUCCUUGGUCUUCUAUUCGGAGGCCUCACCCUGCUCGUGACUAAGGCUCUGGUGGUGGCUAAGUUGGCUUUCCUGGCCGCUGCAGCCUUGGGCAUCCAGAAACUGCUGAGUGGAGGUGGCCUUAACAAUUUGAGUGGCAAGAUCGCCAGCUUCCAGUCGUCUCCCCAGCAGUGGUCAUCGCCCACAGCGUCAGCAGCAUCCUACCCCUACGCCAGGUCUUCCAGCAUAGCUCAGGACGCUAACGACUUGGCUUACAAGGCUCAAUUGACGUCAUAAUGACUCAUCGAAUAAUAGGUGCAAUAAAAAUUGAUUGGGGCAUAAAAUUAGCAUGGGAUAAGUGCAAAUAAAUCAAACUUUUAGCGCCAUAAGGUGCUAUAAUACAAAGUAAUUUCCAGUGUCAUUUUUUUCACUUAAUAUGCCAUUUAAGAAUUGUAUGCUCACUGUUGAAUAAAUGAAGACGGCUGAGAGCCAAAUCACACGAUACGUUGCGGCGUCGCUGCGUCGUCUUAAGCGAGGUUUUGACUAGAAAUAUUUGCAGAAGUUGACUUCCGCAAGCUGUCACCACUGUGUAAAUAUAUGUGACAAGCCAAUUUCUGCAAGAUUUACACAGUAGUGACUGUCUGUCACAUAGAAAUAUCUGUGUCGGUGCGGCGCCGCGUCACGUGAUACGGCGAAAUUUUUACAGUGCGGCGCCGCAACGCAUCGUGUGCUUUGGCUCUUACAAUACUUUCAGUGGGUAAAUAUCUAUUGUAGUAUACAGCUGAUAUUGUGCGAAUGUUAGUAUUGAAUUUGCAAUAUUAUUUUUAUAGUGUUAAUGUAUUUUAAAGAAGUAGGUAUGUUGUAUGUUUGUGGCU